CGGCUACUGAGUUCGCCCCCUCUCCCCCAAAUCUCUGUUAACGGGAAUUGUAUGGACAUGGUGACGUACGACCGUUCUCGCCUUUGAACGGCGCUAGCUAGCCACCGCCUGUUUCCUCGAUUCCGGUAGCGACGACUAGUACCAUACCUGGUCCGCUCGCAGCUCCGGCGGCCGUUCCAUUCCCAUUGUUUCCAUCCGUCUUAAACAAGAUUAGUCAUCGAUCUGGUGGUAUAACUUUGAGAAGUUUAAUUUUCAAUCAAGUUACUUGCUGUGAAUUGUUUGUAUAUGUGAUUGUGUGUGAAAAAGGUGUUGUGAAUUGUUUGCAAAGUUCUCAUAAUUUGAUGUUGCUAUUUACUGUCUAGGUUACAGAUUAUAUGGCAUGCUAAUAAAAUUGAUGUAUAUUGUAGUUGGAAAAUGAGCGAAGAAUUAGAACUGGUUUCUUAUAUAACGGAAGAAAACAAAAGAAGAAAGAGAAGAAGGAUUGUAUUGACUGAACAAUACUUCCACUCCAUUCUUCUUGCUAUGGCGUACCUUAGCUCACAAAGGGCGCCGAGGGAAUUAGGAAGCUUUAAUGAUGAUGAGCAUAAACUGAGUUUAAGAAAGUACCUGCUAAAAGAAAUGUAUGAUGGCAGCGAAGUAGCAUGCUAUGAUCAGCUUCGUUUAACUAAAAGGAACUUUCAUGAUUUGUGCACUAUAUUGCGUGAGAGGUGUGGUCUCCGUGGUAGUGUGUUUGUUGCUGUGGAAGAAAAGGUUGCCAUGUUUUUGCUAGUAGUUGGUCACGGUCUGAAAAUGAGGUUGCUCCGAGGUCAGUACAAGAGGUCGUUAUGGACUAUUAGCACACACUUUUCAGAAGUGUUAACAGCCAUUCUAUCUCUCCAUGCUGAGUUUAUUAAGCUUCCUGAUCCAUCUAUUGAAGCUCCGAAUGAUUACAAAUGGAAGUGGUUUCCUGAUGCACUUGGGGCAUUAGAUGGUUGCCACGUUGAUGUUUGUGUUGAUGUGGCUGACCAAGGGAGGUACAGAAAUAGAAAACAAGUCUACACCACUAACAUGCUAGGCGUUGUUGACUGGAAUAUGAAAUUUCUGUAUGUCUUACCUGGCUGGGAGGGUUCAGCAUCCGACUCAAGGGUCUUGCGUGAUGCAAUGAGAACAAGCCGAGAAGAUGCAUUUGUUGUACCUCAUGGAAAAUAUUACUUAGCCGAUGCUGGUUAUACAAAUGGACCUGGCUUUCUAUGUCCAUACAGAUCCACUCGCUAUCAUUUGAAAGAGUGGGCAGCGAGUCAACAACAUCCUCAAAAUUAUCGAGAGUUGUAUAAUUUGCGUCAUUCUCGUGCUAGAAAUUGUGUUGAGAGAACUUUUGGGUUAUGGAAGAAAAAGUGGGCUGUUCUACGUUGUCCUAGCUUCUUUGACAUAAAGGACCAGGUAACAUAUGUCCAUAAAGUGUUCAAUAAAAACUACCCAAAUGGCAAAUGCUUGAUAUGAACAAAUGCUUGAUAUGAACAAAUGCUUACUGUGUGUUGCAGGUUCGAAUUAUUAAUGCUUGCUGUGUGUUGCACAACUUUGCACGUGAUAGGCAGCAUAUGAUGGACGACUUGUUGCUGCCGGAAGUGGAUAGUGAAAUAGCGGCUCAACCCAUUGAAGUCAUUCCCUUCUUUAAGUCAUUCGAAUCCACUGAAGCGGAGCUUUUACGCUCAUCACUCAUAGGCACAUACUUCAUAAUAUAAUCACCGGGAAUAAGCUCUAGGACAUCGUCAUAGACAAUCUUGGCUCUACCCUGAGCACAAACCUUUCUCGCCUGCCCCUCUGACCGGACAACAAUGGGAUUUGGCCCCUCCUGCAAACCCAUCGACAUGGAACUGAACCAGUUUAUUUUUCCAAUCAGAAUCAGAAGAAAUUAAAACACAACAGCAUGCCUCCUGCAAACUCACCACGACAACUUCGACGGAGCCAUCCGCGAAGGCGCGCAGACUCAAAUGCUUGCGGCUGACCCUCUUGUCGACAACCACCAAAUUACUCCUCCCAACGACAUUGGAACCCUCAAAGAUGGGAAUGCUUAGCAGUGAGGCAUUCGAUGGCCCAGAUUUGCCUUGAGCAAAGGGAACCAGGGUCCCAACCCUUACCUACAUAUACAUAACCAACAUGCCACAUACGAGUCAAAUUUUUUCGAUAAAGACAUACUACCUCUGUCCCGUAUUAAUCGACGCGGGCACUUCACUUUCUAUGUGCAAACAAUGAACUAACUUCGCGUCGAUUAAAAAAGAACGGAGGGAGUACGAGUCAAAUACAAUGCACACCAUGAAAAAUCAGUCGCGCGAAAUGAGCAACUGGAACUCAUCCAAUCCCAAUGCACAGGAAAACUCCGAUUAGGAGACGGAUCGCUGCACUGGAAUUCGACCCGUUUCCAAUCACGCAUCGACCACAAAAAUAAUCCGACGGAGAUUCGCGCGCGGGCGCUCGCGGGGAGAGAAUGGGGAUGGGCAACUUACUCGGUGUGACGACGCCAUGGGAGAGGAUCGGGAGGGGAGCUCGGCUCUACCCAAUCCUAAACCCUAGAGCCAGAAGACUAAACCCUAGAUCAGCAUAGCCACAGGAGAAAGAGGCCGAGAGCGGUGAGGUGAAGACGAAGGCCAAGGCUUAAAGCGGCGCACAGGUUCUCCAGUUUUGCCCCCCAAAAAUAACAUUUUUACACAUAGAUCCUUACAGCCCUGCCCCUCUUUCAGUGGUUCUCUUCUAUCGGCCGAUCCCCUCUGUCCAGAGCCGUCCAGCACCAGGUCCAGCCCGCCGCCGCUGACCGGAAACACGCCUCGGAGCUGCCUCGCCGGCCGCGUCGCCAAACCCCGCCUCCCGGAAGAGCUCUACGUCCACCUCUGCCCGACAAUCUCCAGCUCCUUCCGACGAACUCAGCCUCGUCAUCUAGCUCCCGGUGACCUCCUGCAAUCCUCCGGGUAUCCUUUCUUGUGUUUGAAUACUUCUAUUCUCUAUGUAACCAAUAGGUUAAUCUGAGAUGGGAGUGUGAACAACAACACGUAUCAGAUUUGCUGAUGAAUUUAGGAACUUUAGACAAUAUAGUGAAUUUCAAGGUCAUAUAAUUGAUUUUUUCUUCUUUUUGAAUACUUGAAUUCUCUAUGUAAUCAAUUGGUUAAUCUAACCAGAGGGAUCUCUGAUGAACGAAUUAUGAUAUCAGGCGGCUGUAGUCCUAACAGUUUUCAUUUUGUGGCCCAUAGGUUCUGGACUUCAGAAAAAAUAGAGCCUAUAUCUAUUAGAAGAACUUUUUGUCAAAGUUGUACUGUUUCAUAAUAUCUAGUUAGCUAGCAAAGCGUUGGACAGAGUAAGAUAAUUCCCCUACGUUUCCUUGUCAAGGCAAAGGAAGAAUGCAGUGGUAAUUUAGGACCCCCUUCACUAUUUGUAUGUAAUGUGUUUGUAUUCCUUUGCUUUUCAAAUUUUAGUAAAUCAUCUGGGUUGUCUUCAGUUGACGUGCAACAACAUUUAGGCCAUAUUUUAGGAAAAGCCUGAUUUCCCUCUCUUGAUACUUUCAGUUAAGAGCAUUUUCUCUUGUCCUUUAACAUGUAUUCAUAUAGGUUUACUUAUUGUGUAACCUUUAUUUUGUUU
Molecule: messenger RNA, 3606 nt
Organism: Lolium rigidum
Lineage: Eukaryota; Viridiplantae; Streptophyta; Magnoliopsida; Poales; Poaceae
Product: protein ALP1-like
Exons: 2
Coding region: 415-1479 (354 amino acids)
Source: RefSeq, a predicted model, not a curated record